GACAGACGGGCGGGCGGACGCGCGGACGAAGGGACCAGCGGACGGACGGCCAGGAGCGGGGCUGCGAGAAAAGCAGCCACCGGCGAGGACACCAUGAGCCAAGCAGGGUCCGUGAGCUGUUGCCCGGGUGCCGCCAAUGGCAGCCUGGGCCGGUCUGACGGUGUGCCCAAGAUGAGUGCCAAGGACCUGUUUGAGCAGAGAAAGAAGUACUCCAACUCCAACGUAAUCAUGCACGAGACCUCCCAGUACCACGUCCAGCACCUGGCUACGUUCAUCAUGGACAAGAGUGAGGCCAUCACGUCUGUGGAAGACGCCAUCCGGAAGCUGGUGCAGCUGAGCUCCAAGGAGAAGAUCUGGACACAGGAGAUGCUGCUGCAGGUCAACGACCAGUCGCUGCGACUGCUGGAUAUGGAGUCGCAGGAGGAGCUGGAGAACUUCCCUCUGCCCAGCGUGCGGCACAGCCAGACGGUGCUCAACCAGCUGCGCUACCCGUCCGUGCUGCUGCUCGUGUGCCAGGACGCGGACCAGAGCAAGCCCGACGUCCACUUCUUCCACUGCGACGAGGUGGAGGCGGAGCUCGUGCAGGAGGACAUCGAGAGCGCGCUGGCUGACUGCCGCCUGGGGAAGAAGAUGCGGCCGCAGACCCUCAAGGGCCACCUGGAGAAGAUCCGGCAGCGGCGGUCGAUCCUGCCCGCGGCCCCGGGCCCGGCCCCCAUCCCCUUCCAGCGCUUCGGCGGGGACUCCCCUUCCACCAAGAACCGAGUGGGCCUGCUGACACCGCUGGGAGAGCUAGGCCUCCGCCGCCGCGAGUCGCUGGAGGAGGAGCCGCGGGCCGCGCUGGCGCAGAGGAUUGAGAAGGAGACGCAAAUCCUCAACUGCGCCCUGGACGACAUUGAGUGGUUCGUGGCGCGGCUGCAGAAGGCGGCGGAGGCCUUCAAGCAGCUGAACCAGCGCAAGAAGGGAAAGAAGAAGGGGAAGAAGGGGCCGGCAGAGGGCGUCCUCACGCUACGGGCGCGGCCCCCCUCGGAGGCUGAGUUUGUGGACUGUUUCCAGAAGACUAAGCUGGCCUUCAACCUGCUGGCCAAGCUGCAGAAGCACAUCGAGAAUCCCAGCGCGGCUGAGCUGGUGCACUUCCUCUUCGGACCUCUGGACCUGAUCGUCAGCACUUGCGGUGGCCCGAACAUCGCUCGCUCUGUGUCCAGGCCCCUGCUGUCCCGCGACGCUGUGGGCUUCCUGCGUGGCCACCUGGUCCCCAAGGAGAUGGCACUGUGGGAAUCCCUGGGGGAGACCUGGACACGCCCCCGCUCUGAGUGGCCACGGGAGCCGCAGGCGCCCCCAUACGUGCCCAGGUUCCACAGUGGCUGGGAGCCACCCCUGGACGUGCUGCAGGACGCCCCCUGGGAGGUGGAGGGGCUGGCAGCUCCUGGCGACGAGCCGGCUCCGGUGAGCCGACCGUCCUUUAGAAACUCCCCGAAGCACGGCCUGGUACCGGAGCCCACGCCCCCAGGAGACGUCCUCCCCCAGGUCAGCUCCCAGCACACUCACAGAGGCUACGAGUCUGUGCCAGCCAUGGCCAAGUACGUCAAGGUCCUCUAUGACUUCACGGCCCGCAAUGCCAACGAACUGUCGGUACUCAGGGACGAGGUCCUGGAGGUGCUGGAGGACGGCCACCAGUGGUGGGAGCUUCGGAAUCGCAGCGGCCAGGCAGGCUACGUGCCCGGCAACAUCCUGGCAGAGACCCGGCUGGAGGACGCCCCCCAGGAGCAGGGAGUGAAAUACUGGGGUCCUGCCAGCCCAACCCACAAGCUGCCCCCCAGCUUUGCCGGAAACAAAGACGAGCUGAUGCAGCACAUGGAUGAAGUCAACGACGAGCUGGUGAAGAAGAUCAGCAACAUCCGCGCGCAGCCGGCGCGGCCCUUCCGGGUGGAGCGCAGCCAGCCGGCGGCCCCGCCGCUCACCCACGCGUCCGGGCCCCGCGAGGUCCGCGCCUGGCUGGAGGCCAAGGCCUUCAGCGCGCGGGUCGUGGAGCACCUGGGCGUCCUGACCGGCCCGCAGCUCUUCUCUCUCAACAAGGACGAGCUGCGGAAGGUGUGCGGGGAGGAGGGCGCCCGCGUGUACAGCCAGCUCACCGUGCAGAAGGCCUUCCUGGAGAAGCAGCAGGGUGGGUCGGAGCUGGAGGAGCUCAUGAGCAAGUUCCAUUCCAAGACCCAGAGGCGCGCAGAGGAGGACAGUUAGGCCUGCGGCUGGGGACGCGCCCCGCGGCUGGAGUGUUAUUUUUGUUCGCUGACGUGUUUCGGACCCAGGACUCGGAUGGACAGUCACGCUGGCUGGGGCCCCUGGGGCCUGACCUCGGCUCGGCGCUGCCCCCGCGCACGCCCCCCGGGCCGCCCCCACACUCACCGCAGCCAAACUUGCCGCCAGGCGGUGCCAGCCCCUCCUCCGCCUGCCCCCUGACCCCGGAGCGCUGCCCGUACUCCCUGCUCCCGAGGCCGCAGGAAUCCCCAGAGCCGUCAGGGACCUUUCCUCAGGCCUCGCCCCCGCACCCCCUCCCCGCCCCCCAAAGGCCGGCUGCGGGCCGAGGGCAGCAGACCUCAGCCACCCCGCUGCCCUUGGCUCUGAGCUGGCCAGGCUGGUGCCCCUUGAGGGCCUAGACCGCCUCAGCACUCACCCAGUCCUCUGGUCUCCUGGGGUGGCCUGGGGGGCUCCCCCCAGGAGUGGGGUGUGCCUGGGGCACUCCUUCACCGCCUGGAGGAUUGAGGACGGACUGAACCCCUUUCACCAGAGGACUGACCCUGGGAACCCCUCAACGCCCCACACCUGUCCCCAGCGGGCCCCCCCUCCCCCCCACACCUGUCCCCAGCCCUCCGCGUAGCUCAGGCGCUCAGAGCUUCCUCUGACCCGGUCUUAGGCCUGCUCCGCCUGGCCUGCUGUGCAGUGGGAGGUGAGUCUCGGAGCCCUGGACUCUGCGAUCACACCCCAAGGAGGAGAGGUGACCAAGGCUCGGGAUCCACACCAUUAAACCACUUCAGUCUCCCAGCA
Molecule: messenger RNA, 3039 nt
Organism: Bubalus bubalis (water buffalo)
Lineage: Eukaryota; Metazoa; Chordata; Mammalia; Artiodactyla; Bovidae
Gene: EPS8L2
Product: EPS8 like 2
Exons: 21
Coding region: 94-2235 (713 amino acids)
Biological process (GO): regulation of Rho protein signal transduction; Rho protein signal transduction; positive regulation of ruffle assembly
Cellular component (GO): plasma membrane; vesicle; ruffle membrane
Molecular function (GO): actin binding
Source: RefSeq, a predicted model, not a curated record